Hippocampus comes (tiger tail seahorse) is the source of this 1356-nucleotide messenger RNA. It is a transcript of the gene mrpl11, whose product is annotated as mitochondrial ribosomal protein L11. The transcript has 6 exons. The record is from RefSeq and is a predicted model, not a curated record. Gene Ontology annotation, cellular component: mitochondrial large ribosomal subunit; ribosome. Gene Ontology annotation, molecular function: structural constituent of ribosome; large ribosomal subunit rRNA binding. Gene Ontology annotation, biological process: translation. The coding region runs from base 136 to 729 and encodes 197 amino acids. Lineage: Eukaryota; Metazoa; Chordata; Actinopteri; Syngnathiformes; Syngnathidae.
UACCAAAUACUUGAGCGAAGUACGAAUCCAACAUGUCUGCGCCCUGAAGGAGAGACAGAAACAGAAAUAGAAACAUCGUGAAAGCACAAGACGACAAGCAGUGUUCUCUCGUUGGCUCGGUGGCAAGCUGGAAACAUGUCAAAGAUCUCCAAGGCGGCCAAAGCCGUGAAGAAGAUGGAUGCAAGUGGCGUGAUCCGGGCUAUUGUGAGGUCGGGGCAGGCAGCCCCCGGGCCACCGCUGGGCCCAGUCCUCGGACAGAGAGGAAUCCCCAUCGGGCAGUUCUGCAAGGACUUCAACGAGAAAACCAAAGAGAUGAAGGAAGGCAUCCCUCUUCCAAUCAAGAUCAACGUGAAGCCCGACAGGACGUACGACCUUCAAAUCGGUCGGCCCACCGUCUCGUACUUCCUCAAGCAAGCGGCGGGCAUCGCCAAAGGAGCCGGAAAAACAGGGCACGAGACGGCCGGCAUGGUGUCGGUGCGAGCCGUGUACGAGAUCGCCCGUGUGAAAGCGGAGGACGAGUGCUUCAAGAUUCGGAACACGUCGCUGGAGAACGUGGUGAAAAGCAUCGUGGGCUCGGCACGCUCGCUGGGCAUCAAGGUGGUCAACGACCUCUCCGCUGACGAGUACAAAGUGUUCUUGGAGCAGCGAGAAGAGAAAUUGAAGGCGGACGCCGCGGCGGCUGCCGAGGCUUCGGCUGCCGCUGAAGCGCCACAAAGCAAGAAGAGAUAAAACAUUCACGCGUUACCGCGGCUCCUUACUGACAUCUAGCGGCCAUAGGAGCUGCUACACUGCCCUCCAUGGAAAGCCGGCGAAGCAUUUGUUCCAGAUCGUCCGUGUACGCGUACACUCUUUGACCUCACUGGUAAAGACGAUUUCGUGCACUAGUAGAACAAACGUGUUUUUUGUUGUUGUUGGGUUUUUUGUUUUUUUUAACCACUUCUGGCAUUUCUGCAUAGGACAACCGCAUCUGCUAGUGAAGCGUUCAAUGUUAAUCGAGAUGUCAUAAUGAUACACUAGUAGUGACUUAGUGCACAAUUUUACCUCAUUAGUGUCCUAGUAAAAUGCCAACGGUGUCCCACGAGUGUUGACAAAUAGCGUGACUAGUACAUCGACCUUAAGCAUUCUAUGAAGCUGUGGUGGAAUAAAUAAUGUUGCUAAUGUAACACAGUAGUUUUCUCGUAACGUUUAAAUGCGGACUGGCAGGCCAAAAGUGGCAUUUCGUUGCCCUUGUCGUUCUACUCGUCCACUGAAUUGUCUUACUAGUGAGGCCAAAGCCCGAUUUCCUUACCCACCCAUUCCUAUUUAUACACAUUGUAUACAAAGUACCAGCACUGAAUAAAUCCAAUUCAAGUCUUU